Messenger RNA from Amblyraja radiata (thorny skate), 3984 nucleotides. RefSeq names its product serine/threonine-protein phosphatase 2A 55 kDa regulatory subunit B gamma isoform. Lineage: Eukaryota; Metazoa; Chordata; Chondrichthyes; Rajiformes; Rajidae. Gene Ontology annotation, cellular component: protein phosphatase type 2A complex. Bases 430 to 1773 code for a protein of 447 amino acids. The record is from RefSeq and is a predicted model, not a curated record. Gene Ontology annotation, molecular function: protein binding; protein phosphatase regulator activity. The transcript has 9 exons.
AACCUGCCACUUGCUCGGCAAUUGUUUUAAAUUCUGCAGCAGCAUUCCAGCAGAUUCCGCACAGGAUUUUGUUUGAGGAGUUCCUGACUGAAAGACUGAUUGGGCCUUUUCACUGCAGAACUGGAUACGGUAUUGUGAAACACCUCCUCUACAAUAGACCACCUUUUGCUUGUUUUUUUUUUUUAUACUGUCACUUUGGUGCCAGCUAUUUUUUCUCUUCGUUUUCUCUCCUUCCCUUUUCGCUAUUUUUUUUCUUACACUCUUUUGUAAAGCUGUGCUGCAUCACUAAACCACAUUAUGCUGUGCCCUGCACCCUUUGCCUUCCUCCUCCACCUCUGCUAGGCAGUGGGAGUAUGGAUGCUGCUGUUGUGACGACCUCUCCUUCUUUUAGUCCACUGCGGAGCGGCAUGCUGAAUAAUCCUGCUGUCAAUGGGUGAGGACAUUGAUGCACGAAAAAUCACCAGCAGCUUUCUCCGAGACCAUAACUAUGUGACAGAAGCUGAUAUAAUUUCUACUGUCGAAUUCAACCACACUGGAGAAUUGCUGGCUACAGGGGACAAAGGGGGUCGUGUAGUGAUAUUUCAGAGAGAGCAAGAGACAAAAAGCCAGCCUCACCAUCAAGGUGAGUAUAAUGUUUACAGCACUUUCCAGAGUCAUGAACCGGAGUUCGAUUACCUAAAAAGUCUGGAAAUAGAAGAAAAGAUCAACAAGAUUCGGUGGUUGCCUCAACAGAAUGCUGCCCACUUCCUCCUCUCGACCAAUGAUAAAACAAUCAAAUUAUGGAAGGUCAGUGAAAGGGACAAGAGGCCGGAAGGUUAUAACCUCAAAGAUGAAGAAGGUAGAGUGAAGGAUUUAUCAACGGUCACAGUGCUGCAGGUCCCAGUACUGAAACCCAUGGAUCUGAUGGUGGAGGUGACUCCACGGAAGAUUUUUGCUAAUGCCCAUACCUAUCACAUCAACUCCAUUUCGGUCAACAGUGACUGUGAAACAUAUAUGUCAGCCGAUGACCUCAGGAUAAACCUCUGGCACUUAGGAAUAACAAAUAGGAGUUUCAACAUUGUAGAUAUUAAACCAGUAGACAUGGAAGAAUUGACUGAAGUGAUCACAGCUGCAGAGUUCCACCCUCAUCACUGUAACCUCUUGGUUUACAGCAGCAGCAAAGGAACCCUGCGGCUCUGUGACAUGAGAACAGCUGCACUGUGUGAUAAACACGCCAAAUUGUUUGAGGAGCCAGAGGAUCCCAGUAACCGGUUCUUCUUCUCAGAGAUAACCUCUUCCGUGUCUGAUGUGAAGUUCAGUCACAGCGGUCGGUACAUGAUGACACGUGAUUACCUCACUGUCAAAGUCUGGGAUCUCAACAUGGAAACCAAGCCUAUAGAAACAUAUCAGGUUCACGAUUACCUCCGGAGUAAGCUCUGUUCCCUUUAUGAGAAUGACUGCAUCUUUGACAAGUUUGAAUGUGUGUGGAAUGGCUCAGACAGUGUUAUUAUGACUGGUGCCUACAAUAAUUUCUUCAGGAUGUUUGACCGCAACACUAAACGAGAUGUCACCCUGGAAGCUUCCAGGGAGAACAGUAAACCACGGGCUGUGCUUAAGCCACGGAAAGUCUGCACGGGAGGCAAGCGGAGAAAAGAUGAAAUUAGUGUUGACAGUUUAGACUUUAACAAGAAGAUCCUGCACAUGGCCUGGCAUCCAACUGAGAACAUAAUAGCAGUGGCAGCGACAAACAAUCUCUACAUAUUUCAGGAUAAAGUGAACUCGGAGAUGCACUAGGUUUAUAAAUACCUUGGUGUAAUUAUAAACCAGCCUUCUUUUUCCAGACCUCUAUGCCAGUGAUCAUCGCAAGUUUGAAUUCAUCUUAGUGGAAUUGUCAAGUGUGGUUUCUCAUUAGUGUGUAUCACUUGUCAGUAAGAAUUGAUUUUUGUCUGUCACUGGGGUGAACUGAGCACCUAGAGUCAAAUACAGAAGGGCAAGCUUGGUCACCAUCUACACAGUCAAUCGGAUGUCUAUGGUUCAGGCAUCUUAGAAAAUGUACUUGGAAAUAUUUUCAUCCAAGAUCUGAAUUUAUAGACGAGGGGACAUACAGGAUCUGACUACAUUUUAAUUUCUGAUACAGUCUUCAGUCUUUAUGAUGGAUUCACUUGGUCAUGCAUAAGUAAAUAACUUCAGCAGGCACUUGAAACGUGGAAGAGCUGCUGUCUUUGUUGUGCCAGAUUGUCCAUAUAUAAGGAUUGCUAACCAAAUUGAUGCAAUUUCUUUUGAAUGCACCAUUUUAGUUGUUAGACAAUUUGAGACAAAAAAUGCAGGGCGGGUCAGGCAGCAUCUAUAGAGAGAGAAACGUAAUUCACUUUUCAGGUCAAUUGCCCGAUUGAGCAGUUCCCUAUUUCAAUCUCCACACAUGCUGCCUGACCUGUGGAAUAUUUCCCGCAAUUUGUUAUUAUUUAAACUUCUAGCACCUGCAUUCUUUUGGUUUUCUAUGGAUAAGUGGAUUCUGAUAUUACUCUCUUGCCAAUUGGCUUGAAUAGCUAGGUAACAAUCUAUCUUUCCUUUCAAAUUGUUGGAAGCAAAGUGAAUUGAAAUAUUUGCACUCCUAGUUAAAAAGUAUGUACCAAAAAAUUCGCAACUGCUGUUAAAUUUGGCAUAAAUGAAAUUCCGAUUCAAAGGCAUUUAGUUAAAAGCAGACAGUACAAAGAACAUUGUUUUGAAGUUAGCAUCAGUGGAUAUUCUGUGAAUUUUUCAUUGAACAGUUUUACACCUGAUCUGAAUCUUUCUGUCAGGGUCACUGGUCACAAAAUGGGGAAAUCAUCCACAAUGCAGCACUGCCAUUGAAAAGGAAAAAAAUGCAAGGUAAUGCAAUUUUAUUUCGAAGAAUAUCUUCAGAAUCCUGAAGAAAUAGCCAUGCAUUCAUCAUUUAUCAAACAGCUAAAAACAUAGUUUAAAAUCUCUUUACUAAACUGAUCUGUAGGGGAAAAAAUAAUUUCCACAAAUUGAGGCAAAGCUGCAUUUAUAAAAAACUGUUUAAUGAGUUGAAUUAUUUGUGGCCUGUCAUAACAUUUAAGAUGACCUUCAAAAAUGUUCGGCAUUUGUGGAGGUUUCAGAAAUCUACCGCAUCAUUAAUUUGGAAUAUCCCGAAUAUGACCAUUGCUCUCUGUGAUGAAGCUGUGGGGAACAGGAAAGGUAACUUUACUCCUACAUUUUUCGCAGCUGCUUGAAAUAAAAUACCAGACGACGGUGCCUCUUGGGUGCUGACAAUACCUGCAUUUACGUUGUGGUUGGCAUAGCAAUGGGAUAAAAUAAUGGAAGUCAUUACAAUAUGAACACUACUUAAUUCUCAUACCCAUCGUUCUGCACUGAAAACCACAAGACCUACUAUGUUUUUAUAUUUUUCUGAAUUUUCCAAUUACCUAAAAUCAUGUGCUAAAGAGUGUUAUGUUGAAGGGGAUUGAUGAAGGGGAAUGGGAGUUAAUGGGCAUUGCAAAGUGGAAGGCAUAAGUACUUUGUCUUUAUUCUUUAUUAAAGUUACUGAAAUAUCAUUGAGUUUGGAGAUAUUCAUUGAGAAAAUUGGAUGUGAAUCAUAAAGCACAAUACAGUUUUAAUAAAUUGAUUAAUGUCAGAACGCCAUGGAUGUCUGAAAAUUCAGAGUGCUUUGGUUCUUCUCUUUACUCCCGAGUUCACUGAGCAGUCACAUUGCAGGUAACACACUAACACUGACUUCUGCGAGAAAGAACUGAACAAAAGCUAUUGAACAUUUUGACAAAAUUGUACUGUGUUAAAUAGAAAUCUACAGGAGGUUCCUCUGUAGGUGCUUCAACUUUAGCUAUUUUGGGUACAAACUUUGAAAUUUGCUUGGAUAAAUGAUGUCUCUCGAACCUGUUGCUGGUCUAUACCUGGGCAAUGCUUUUUACUUCUAAUAUGAAAUUGGUAAAAAUGAUUGUCAAUGAGAGAGAUGUUAACAGGUUUUCAAAUAAAAUCUAAUGUCAGCCA